GUUCUCUUCUUUUGCAGAAGAGUUGUCAUCUGAUAAAAACAGACGAAGAUUGAGUGAUUGCAAAAAAUAAUAGUAAAACAGAUUGUUCCAGAGAGGAAAGUCAGAAAUGUUUUUUAUGAUAGCAAUCAAUUGAAAGAAAAAGGAAACCAUUUGCUAUGCGGGAAGACUGGUUGACACAAAUAGAAAACCGAGAGGGUCUUAUUAUUCUCUUUGUCAACUACACCUUCUUCUCUGUAGUUUCACUAGUCUGUUUAUUGUUUGUACUGUGUCUGACGCAUACAACAUCUCCUCCGAAUGACAUAAUGUAUUCUAUUUCAUUUAUUGCCUACAGUUUUGUUGUUGUCACUAUCAUACUGGCCGAUUAUGUUGUAUAUACUAUCAACAGCCACAGGGAAAUCAGAAUAAAGUGAUGAGAAUUGGGUAAAACUUCAUUGAAAUUUGAACCAACCAUUUCUUAAGAGUAAUCAUUACACAGAAUAUAUAUAAAACACCAUGUCAGCUUCCAAGAAUAUUAAGAAGAUCAUUCGGAACAUGAGUGCUGGUGUGAUCCAGAUUGGGAGUCAGGAAAAAGAGGAGCCAGUUCAUUCUUUCUCAGGGGAAAUAACUCCUCUGAGUCCUUCAUCCAAAUUCACAGAAUCAAGCAUUGACAUUCCAGGACAAAACUUGAUCAAAUACAUGAUGCUGUCUCACUGGGAUAACAUUCUUGGACCACGAGUGGUGCAUGUCUGGAAUAUGGGAACCGAUUCUUUGGAUUCCGGUUUCUUGUCACGCAUCAGUAGUCAGAGUUUGAGCGGGGAGAUCUGCCGUGAAGUGACCAGUUUCAUAGACCACAAGAUGUAUGAAAUCCCAGAUGCUGAUGUUUUUGUGACUGCAUUUAUCUUUACAGCCAUGGGUAUCAGUGGCCCUUGUGUUCACACACUGUCUAUAGUGAUACAAAAAUCAGAUAUGACAUUCUUUUUAAAUAUACAGCAGCUGUUUCUGAAGUGUUUUGAAAGAAUAAUUCGGAAGUUCAAAGUUAAUCUUGAUCAGGUUUCACUUGACUCAACAUUUGAAAGUACUUACAAGGAUUUUGAUGAUUGUUGUCAUCCUUGCAUUGAAAACAUUGGAUACCUGAAAAAGUCUGUCUUUCCACAGAAAAUUGUGCUGUCUUCUACAUACCUGUGUCCAGCUCAUCAUCUAGACCGAGACUUUCUGAGUUGCUGUAUUAGCUCACAUCUAUCAACAUUUGGUAGGAGCUUGGUCAUUGGGGACAAAGUAGAUACUGUUAACAUGAUGUUAAAAACUUUAAGUUUGUUUAAUUCACCUAAGGAAAGAUACUGUUCCAGACUUGUUCAACAGAAUGAACCUAGCCAAUACCACCAUGAUAUGUGGCUCCAGGGCCAAGUCCAGACAUCUGACCAUUUGGAUCUGCCUGUUCCUGAAAUCCUAUACAGUGGCUACCCCACUACAAUGAUAGACCUGUCUCAGAAAAUGGUUCGGGAAUCCCCCCCAUACAGCGAACAUGUGACCCAUGCCCAGGACCAGUGGUACAAUGAGCUGGUAGGACUACAGUAUGGCAUGGUGGAGCCCUGCAUUCCCCAAGGAGAAUUAUUCUCUCAACAUGAAAAAUUAGACACCCUAGUCUCUGGAUUACUUGAUGAACUUGACAAGCUGCCGUCAGAUUGUGGUGUACGAGAGGCUUACAUACAGCAGUUUAACCGAAGCAUACAAUAUAAGGCCCUGUGUAUCAUCAAAUAUGUAGAAGGCGAAACAAAUUCAGGAACCAUUCCAUUUAGAGGGGAAUAUAAGAAACUCCAAAAGGAUGUAUGCAUUCUUUCUGAAGGCGACUUCAGGAUUUAUUUGUCUGCGGCAGAGAAACUAAAGCCAGGAUUGAUUGGAUUUUUAUACUCAAAAUAUUCUCGAGAACAUUCAAAUUCUGGCUUGUCCACUAGUAAACCUUAUGUACGAUAAUGAUAAUAGUACCAUUAAGAGAACUGAAAAAGCAACAAAAUAGGAUGCUUUUUAGGUGUAUCGAUAUUCAUAAGCAUCAAGCUUUCACAUUGUUAAGAUAGAUUUGCAAAUUUUUAACACAUUUCUCAAUUUUUUGAAUAUUUGAUUAAUUUAAUUUACUAAAUAAUGAAAAUAAGUGUUGAAACAAAACAGGAUGAAAAAUAAUAUGUAGAAUAGCUAGAUGUUUAUUUCCAGAAUUGCUAUUAAACUCUAAGAAUAAUGUGAUUUACCGGUAGAUGAAUUCUUGUACAAUAUCUAGAACACUUUACUUCUAUCUGUUUGUUUCAGUGUAUGAUUUAUAAAACUAUGUAUUCUCAAAGUUUAUAUGUAAUAGAGAUGCCAAGAUUUAUACUGUGUCAGGACUCCUAUUUUUACACUAUAGAUUCUAUGCAAGGUGACAGAUUCAUCAAUUUGGCAAUACAUUCCACAAUGACGCAAUCUGUGAUUUAAUUUAAUUUUGUUGUUGAUGAUUUAGGUUUUAAGAACAAAUGUUUUAAUUUGAUGUGGCAUACAUU
This is a messenger RNA of Magallana angulata, 2504 nucleotides long. Its product is annotated as guanine nucleotide exchange factor C9orf72-like. Gene Ontology annotation, cellular component: endosome; autophagosome. The transcript has 9 exons. The record is from RefSeq and is a predicted model, not a curated record. Gene Ontology annotation, molecular function: guanyl-nucleotide exchange factor activity. Lineage: Eukaryota; Metazoa; Mollusca; Bivalvia; Ostreida; Ostreidae. Gene Ontology annotation, biological process: autophagy; endocytosis. Bases 493 to 1950 code for a protein of 485 amino acids.